UAGAUCGCUUCUGACCAGGUGCUUUAACUUUUCUUUCUUACAUUCGUUGACAAUCUUCGCCGUAGUGUGGUGUUGCGCAAAAUUUUCUUCCACACUGGUUCGAUCGAAAAUAAAAAAAUUUUAUGUGUUUCGAGUGCGAUCGAUCGGCCGUGAUGAAAGUUUGAUUCAAGAAUCGCAAGUCGUGUCGUGUGCAAUUUGUGUCGCGAGAAUCGCGAGGAUGAAACGAUUGACUUGACGCGACGAUAUUACAUUUACGAAGCAGGGAAAAGAAAAAAAAAUAUGCGAUCGCGCGCUGUCGCGGAUCCAGCAGCGCAGCAGCCGCUGCAGGGCGCAAAAACCAAUUACGACGGCACGCGCGGACUUUUACUGUGUCAUCUCCGUCGCUCGAGAACAAUAAGAUUACAUUGAUCCGCAGCGUGUGCUCGCGCGCGUGUGAAUAUACAUCGAUGUGUGCAGCGAGGCAAAAAAACGCUGACGCUCCGUAAGAGUAGUAGUAGUAGUGGGCGUUUACACGAAAAAAAAUCAACAAACAAGCCCCCGGCUCGAAGCAGCGACGAUCCACGGCAGCAGCGAGCGAGCAAGAGAGGGUCUGGCCGAUGUUGCGCCGCUGUGCAAAUCCACAGGUGUCUAUCGGCUUUUCUCUCGCGGUAGUGGUGCACUGCUACUGCUACUUUAUAUGCUCGCACGAGCUCCGUACCGCGCCCCCCGCGCUGCCAGUGUGCUUAAUUAAUCCUCGAAUAUCGGCAUAUUUUCUCCGUCUCAAUUAGACACUUUGUGCAGUUGCCGACUGCGUACAUAUUGCGAACGUACAUAAGAACGAAGGAGGAUUGCCAGUGCCAAAAAUAGUAUAACCAGCUUCGAAGAAAGAGAGAUCGGCUAGCAACGAUGGACGAUACGGAGCUCAUCUCGGAAGAAGAUUCUCCGCAUCGAGUUUUAUAACUCUCGCCACGGCAGCGUCUAGUGCCUCUAUACUAGACAAUCGAUCCUCGAUGCCAUGGAAAUUGGCCGAGCUCGAGAGUCUUCUUCUUCGUCGUCGUUUAUCAACAGCAGCAGCGACGGCAACCGCCACACCACGCCUACGUUAUAAGCUGCCAAUCAAUUUCAUGCGAUUCUGUUCCGCGAUAGCCGCGCGAAACGAAGUGAACGAACGACUACGACGACGAGGACGAUGAUGAUGAUUUCUCGUUGAAGAAUAAAAGUGCACGCGGGUUUAUAGAAAAAAAAAGAACCAUCACACUGUACUGCGCUGCGGGGCUCUCGAUGGUUAUUGGUUUUUUUUCUUGCUGUUCGGUUUGUUAUCUCGCUAGGAAAAAGUGUGUCUUUCGAUUGAAUUAUUGACUGUGUAUAGUAGAGCGAUCGUCCGUCGCCGCCGCCGCGAUGCCCGUGAACGCGACGAUGUCGGCGAGCACGCUCAUCGACAACGAGCUCUAUCUGAAAAAAUUGGAGCAGGACUGCCUGAGGGACUUGGCGGCCAAUAAUACAGCGGCGCCACCAGAACCGUACUGCAGAGGAGUAUGGGACGGCUGGUCGUGCUGGCCGGACACGCCCGCGGGCGAGACGGUCUACCAAUCUUGUCCAACCUUCGUCACGGGAUUCGAUCCGAUGCUGGUGGGACACAAGCAGUGCAUGCCUGACGGCACGUGGUUCCUGCAUCCCGAAUCGAAGCAACCAUGGAGCAACUACACGACCUGCGUGAAUCUCGUUGAUCUAGAGUGGCAGCAGCACCUGAAUCGACUGUACGAGACCGGCUACUCGAUAUCACUGGUGGCGCUGCUCUUAUCCCUGGGAAUCCUCACGUACUUUCGCUCUCUGAGAUGCGCCCGCAUCACUCUGCACAUGAACCUGUUCGCCUCGUUCGCUAUGAACAACGCCCUGUGGCUCAUCUGGUACGGCUCCGUCGUCAAUACCGAGCUUCUCUUCAACAACAGCAUAAUGUGUCGCAUCCUGCACGUGAUACUGCACUACUUCCUGCUGACGAACUACGCGUGGAUGCUGUGCGAGGGCUUCUAUCUGCACACGAUCCUCGUGUCGGCCUUCACGAGCGAUCGACGCCUCGUCAAGUGGCUCAUGGCCCUCGGCUGGUCCGUGCCCGCCGUCAUCAUUGUCAUUUACACGUCGCUCAGGUCCAACAGCCUCGAUCCGGCCGACAGCAAGCAGUGCUACAUACACGAGGGUAAUUACAUGGUCGUGCUCAUGUAUCCUGUCUGCGUGUCCAUGGCCUUCAAUCUGCUCUUUCUCUGCAACAUCGUGCGCGUGGUGGUGCUGAAGCUGAGAUCGGGCCCGUCUAUCGGACAGUCGCAGCCGCCGAGGGCCAUUCUUCAAGCCUUCAAAGCAACGUUUCUGCUGGUGCCGCUGCUGGGUCUGCAUUAUUUGGUGGUACCGCUGAGGCCGGAGAAAGGUGCCAGCUGGGAAAAGUUUUACAGUGUCAUAUCGGCCAUAACAGCCUCGUUCCAGGGUCUCUGCGUGUCCGUGCUCUUCUGUUUCUGUAACGGCGAGGUGAUACAGCAGUUCAAGCGGAAAUGGGAAGGUACGGCGUUCGCGAGGAAGCGCGCCAAUUCUUGCACGGCGACGACAGUAUCGGUCCGCUGGCGGGAGAGGAGAAGGUAUGACUAUCAGUCGGCUCCAUUGGGACCGGACCUCAGCGACGACCAGCUGGUCUCUUCCAAAAGAAACGCUAAUCACAAUCAGGAACAGCAGCAGCAGCAGCAGGAGAAACAACAACAGGAACAACUGCGACCACAGGAGCAAAGAGGCACCGAUGAGGAGGAACCGCCCCAUGCGAUUAUGCCCAAUGGAACGACGAGCAACGAUCACGGCGAGCCAGCCAAGGACCGACGAAUUUUCGAGCACCGCCUGCAGCUGCCUGCACAGUUGUCGCGUUAACGUAGACAAAAAGAGAGUGACGCUCGUCACACAAACACGCGCUUUUCCACCGAGAUAUUUGCAUUUAUUUUUUGCUAUUUUGUCAAUGCGUGAACGAGCGCCGAUGUCACAUUGUAUCAUAUUGUAUAAAAUAAUCGUCGUGUUUUUCUAUAAAAUAUUGAUAUAAAAAAAAUGGGAAUGAUAUUCGAAUGUUAAGAGAUUAAGAUGGAUUUAUGUAUACAAUUGUAUUGAGACGGUGUUAAAAAGACAUUCAAUAUGUAUUAGUAUCCAUUCAACAUAUGAUCGAUUUUCUGUGGAAUUAAAUGAUCAAGGACAUUUUUUUUGAUGGCAUGAAAAACUUAUUUAUCUUUGUUUAAUAUCAUAAGCAAUCUCUGUAAAUUUUUUGAUGACGAAUCAUUAGAUUGAACUUGAUGAACUUGAUUAUAAUUCGGCCUUUAUCUAUAACAUCAGAAACAAUUUUUUCAUACUUUCAAAAACAAAUUUUUGUCAUUUAAUUUCAAAAAGAAAGCGCCAUAUACAUUAGACUGUCACUUAUCUCUCCAAUGUAAACGUCAUUACUCCAAGAGCUUGAUUAUUUUAUGUAAAAUUAUAAUUAAAAAAUGGAGACAAUUUUUUCCUGUGCUUCUUUCUAAGCGCUUUCUUUUAAAUAAAUUGAUUUUAAAAAUAGAAAUAAUCGAAUCAAGCAACGAUUUAUCUAAUUUGAAAAAAGACAGUCUUGUAUAUAGAAUUAUGUAACUUUGUUAAACAAUGUCUAUCUAAUAAAGCAUGAAAUUAUGUAAAAAAGUUACUACGAUGAAUAUUUUAAUAGGCAAAUAUAUUAUACAUAUAUAUAUAUUGUGAUACUGUAGAAUUUUUGUAAUUCAUUACUGCUGCAGACAUAAUCCAAUAUAUAUACGAGAGGCGUUCCUGGAAAAAUUGAUUUUUGAGCUUAAAAUUUUAAUUAAACCUGCUGCACAUUUAUUCUGCAAGUGCAUUGUGAUUUGUCCAACAAAAAAAAGUGAAUACCAGCAUCGAGUCCCUGAAACAUCUUAAAAUAAUUUAGUUGUUUAACAAUCAAAAGGAGUCUAAUAAAAUAAAAAAUCUACGCACUGUUAAUUGUCUACUACGUAACGGAUACAAUCUAACUGUAUAACAAAAAUCAUCGAUGUUCAAAAUGUAAUGUACCCGUGCAUUGAUGUAAUGAUGAAUAUGCCAGUUUGAAAUAUGAAUCGGAGAAAACGUUAAUCAAAUUUCAGAAUCAUAUCACUAAGAGACAUCCCAAUACAUAUUCAUUGCUGGUACUGUUAUUUUUUCGGAUGCACGUUCGAUGAAUUAUUAAUAUUUUUAACAGUUUUAUACGUCAUGUGAGAAUGUUUAACAAAUCGUUGAGAUGAUAAUCAUUGUUAAUUUAAUCAUAGUUUACUAUGCCUAACCUUCAGCUUAAGUUUUGCGAAUGAAAGUAGAAAAAAUUUAAUAUAUAUAUAUUGUAAAGUAAUCUUUUCAUAUUCAUUGAAACUAUAUAAUUGAACAAUAAGCGUUAUUUAUUUUCAUGGCCUACGAAUGUCUAAAAAUUAAAAAAAAAACAAGAAUCUACCAUGAGAUGUGUAAAUAACAUUGUACAGUAUUUUUUGGUAUUGCACUUUUUAACAACUUCAAUACUGAAUUAUUUUUGCGUUUAAAGUUAAGGCAUUAAAUAUUUAAAUUACUAACUUACUUCUGUCCAUGGUAAGCUGUAUAAUAUUGAAUUUGAUAAAACAAUUGUUAAUGAGUACUUACAUUUUAUUUGAAUAAUAAUAAAUAUAUAGAAUAAA
Molecule: messenger RNA, 4673 nt
Organism: Trichogramma pretiosum
Lineage: Eukaryota; Metazoa; Arthropoda; Insecta; Hymenoptera; Trichogrammatidae
Gene: Dh31-R
Product: calcitonin gene-related peptide type 1 receptor-like
Exons: 14
Coding region: 1378-2883 (501 amino acids)
Biological process (GO): adenylate cyclase-modulating G protein-coupled receptor signaling pathway; cell surface receptor signaling pathway
Cellular component (GO): plasma membrane
Molecular function (GO): G protein-coupled peptide receptor activity
Source: RefSeq, a predicted model, not a curated record